AUGGGUGACCCACUCUACGACCCGCCGCAUGGCUUUGCCCUCCGCAAGAACGGCACGUGCGCUGCGAAUCAGGAGACGUGUGGGAAUCCCUGGAAGGACUGGUAUAACUGCUGCCCCAAGGACACGUACUGCGGAGAGCACAACACCUGUUGUCCGCACAAGUCAGGGUGCAUACAACCUCUCUCGGAUGACCCGCACUGUGCAAACAAUAAGACCUGGGACCUGUACAAGUCCGAGGGCGACCAGGGCGAUUUCUUCUGCUGUUUGAACACGUCGAGGGGCUUCGUCGCUGGGGGCCUGGAGUCCAAUGGGAGUACUACAGGCAUUGGCUGCGCUGACGAACUUCCGGAAAGGGAAAAUGGUGAAGCGUUGACUCCUGUCGCGAGAGGCAAUGAGACCUCGACUACCCAAUCAUCAUCUACCAACACGGGCGCCAUUGCCGGUGGCGUCGUCGGCGGGUGUGCUGGACUGGCUCUCAUCAUUGCACUGGUUUGGUUCCUCAUGCGUCGACGGCGGCGGCAGCAGCAGGCCCCGGGAACCGCUCCUCUCAUGAGUCCUAAUCCUAGCACGCCAGCCCAGGACAAGAAAGGCGUAUAUGGACUCGAGCUUGACAAUAAUGCUAUCAGGUCGGAGCUACAGGGUAAUCCCAGUACAAUGGCUCAUGAGCUGCCUCCAGACACGGUACCUCAAGAGUUGCCUGCGAGUCCAGUUCGGUAG
Molecule: messenger RNA, 717 nt
Organism: Aspergillus versicolor CBS 583.65
Lineage: Eukaryota; Fungi; Ascomycota; Eurotiomycetes; Eurotiales; Aspergillaceae
Exons: 2
Coding region: 1-717 (238 amino acids)
Source: RefSeq, a predicted model, not a curated record